AUGGUCGUCCCGCAAGGACGAAAGGAGUACAUCUACAGGAAAAGCGAUUUCCAGUGUGACGUCAUGGUUCAGACCAAAGGUAAAACAGAGGCAGAGAUGCUAAGGAUUGUGUCUGCGGGCGCGCCUGCGCAGUUGAUCGUCGUCGUAGCUGGCCAGGCAAGACGGGCCGCUUCCGCGCAAGUCCGCGUGGAGGCAGUGAAGAUUGUGCUGCCGGGACAGCUGCAUGGUGCGCAGUCCUUGCUUCACAACACGCCCAUGGAGUACAAGCUUGUGGCUCUGGAGAACACGCAACUGCACAGGGUAUCACACAACAUGGUCUCCCAAGUCCUUGGAAGUGACCUCGGUGAAGUUGUCCGGUUCAACGAGAUCAAGCGCGUGCUUGGGGACAUUUUCUUGUUCAAAAACUUGCAAAAUGAUCAGAUGGAGCGCGUAGUGCGCAGCUUCGAGAAAUGUGAGUAUGCAAGCGGACAAAAGGUGGUGGAGCAGGGGGAGGAGGCCAACCACUUCUACCUGAUCCAGAGCGGGACCAUUGCCAUCUUUCGGAAUGGCGAGCGUCUCCGCAGUUUGCUGAAGUGGGAUUACUUCGGAGAAAGAGGCCUUCUUCUUCAAGAGAAUCGCUCAGCAACCUGUCAGGCUGAAGAGCCCUCUGUGCUGCUCCGCCUAGAAAAGGCUGUAUUCGCAGACAUUGUGGGCAUCUUCAGGAAAGAGCUAGAGCAUCGCAUGAUGCUGCAAGACCUCAAAAUCGAGAUGUCCGACUUGUACGUCAAGGCAGUAGUCGGCCGGGGCUCCUUCGGGCUCGUGAAGCUGGUGUAUCACAAGCGCGACAGGCAGAAGUAUUAUGCCUUGAAGUGCAUUGGCAAGAAGCAGGUGGUGCAGCAAAAGCAAGAGAAAUCUAUGCUUCUUGAGCGCGAGAUCAACGCGCAGUGCUAUCACCCUUGCAUCAUGCACUUCAUCACCACCUUCCAGGAUGCCAAGAACGUCUAUUUUCUGACGGAGUUCCUUGGAGGGGGCGACCUUUUCACAGCCAUCCGUGAGAUUGGCAAUCUCAGCAAGCGGCAAUCGCAGUUCUUCGGAGGCUGCAUCACGCUCGCGCUCGAGUACCUUCAUGGGCGCUCCAUUAUGUACCGUGAUCUGAAGCCAGAGAAUGUCGUUCUGGAUUUUAGAGGGAAUGCCAAGCUGGUGGACUUCGGUUGCUGCAAGAAGUGUCUUCAGUCUAACACUCUUGUGGGCACCCCGGAGUACUUCGCCCCUGAGAGCAUCAUUGGCAAAGGCUACACAUGCGCCGUUGACUGGUGGGCUUUAGGGGUGAUGAUGCACGAGUUCAUUGUCGGCCCACUCCCAUUCGGACGGGACACGGACGACCAGCUCCAACUUUUGAAGGAGAUUAUGGAGGUCAUCAUUGCAAUGAUUCUUCGGGUCUUUGACAGACCUUCAGGCAGAUUGCGUAUUGACGGUGCAUGCAGGGCCUAG
This is a messenger RNA of Symbiodinium pilosum, 1470 nucleotides long. Lineage: Eukaryota; Dinophyceae; Suessiales; Symbiodiniaceae. The record is from the annotation of a GenBank genome assembly.